Molecule: messenger RNA, 1086 nt
Organism: Maudiozyma saulgeensis
Lineage: Eukaryota; Fungi; Ascomycota; Saccharomycetes; Saccharomycetales; Saccharomycetaceae
Source: the annotation of a GenBank genome assembly
AUGACUGAUUAUAGUAAUAUACCAGUUGAGAAACUUUUAAAGAUAGGAUAUCAAGUUUUAUAUGAUGAAAAGGACCCAAAGAAAGCGUUAACGAUUUAUGACACAAUAUUAGCAAAAUAUCCAAAUAAUACAAAAGCAUUGGUUUAUAGAGCUGCGUCCUUAGAAAAAUUAUAUUUUGGGGACAAAGUAAGUCAUGUGGAUGAUAUAAUUGAAGAUGCACAUGAGACAUUAUCUAAAGCUCUGGUUGUAGCACAAGGGAGAGGUGAUAGAGAAAAGAUUGCAUUUAUAUAUUUUAGAAUAUUUAUUCAUUACUUCAACAGGAAAAUGUAUGCAGAGGCAGAAAAUUUCUUUAAGUUGGCAAAGCAACAUGGUUACGAUGAUGCAACAUUCUCAAUGUGGGAAAAAAGAUUGCAAAACAAAUUAGCUAAAUUAAAUCCAACGCUUACAAGAAAUAAUGAUGAUAACGAUAAUAUUAAUAAAGAGUCAGAAGUAUUGACUACUUUGCCAAAAGUUGAGAAAGAGAAAGUUGCAUUUAGAUCAGAUUGGUAUCAAACCCCUAAUAAUGUCACGAUUUCGUUAUUUACUGAUAAUUUACCAUCAUCCAAUGAAGAUGUAAAGAUUGAAAUUCCUGAUGGUCAAAAUUUAAGUGUAUCGUUUAAAAUUGCAUCAAAAGGUUCAGAAUUUCAAUAUGAGACUAAAUUAUCGCAUGAGAUAGAGAAGAAUAAUAUUCAAUGUAAAGUGUUUACUAAGAAGAUUGAGAUUGUGUUUGAAAAAUUACAAAAACGAGUCACAUGGCAUUCUCUGAGUGUAGAAGAGACGACAUCUCAAAAUAAACCAAAAGUGAAGAAAGAUUGGUCAAAUAUUGAUAUCAAUGAUGAAGAUGAUGACGAGGAUAAUGAAGAAAAUGGAAGUGCAGACGCAUUUUUCCAAAAGAUUUAUGCAGAUGCAGAUCCUGAUACAAGAAGAGCGAUGAUGAAAUCAUUCGUCGAGAGUAAUGGUACUACAUUAAACACAAGUUGGACCGAUGUCAAAGAUGCCCCAGUUGAAACAGUACCACCUGAAGGAUCCGAAUUGAAGCAUUUUUAA